Lemur catta (Ring-tailed lemur) is the source of this 1855-nucleotide messenger RNA. RefSeq names its product kinesin light chain 3 (gene KLC3). Lineage: Eukaryota; Metazoa; Chordata; Mammalia; Primates; Lemuridae. The record is from RefSeq and is a predicted model, not a curated record. Gene Ontology annotation, molecular function: kinesin binding. Gene Ontology annotation, biological process: axo-dendritic transport. Gene Ontology annotation, cellular component: kinesin complex; cytoplasm; membrane-bounded organelle. Bases 116 to 1795 code for a protein of 559 amino acids. The transcript has 11 exons.
CGCGGCCCGAGACCCGGGCGCGGCCGGGAGCGGCGAGGCUUUCCCGGCGUGCGGGACGCGACGGUGCGCAGCGCGGCGAAGCGGGUCCCGGAGUCGUCCGCGGCCAGGAGCAGCAAUGUCUGUGCAGGUGGCAGCCCCCGGCAGCACAGGGCUGGGCCCAGAGCGCCUGAGCCCUGAGGAGCUGGUGCGGCAGACACGGCAGGUGGUGCAGGGGCUGGAGGCCCUGCGGGCGGAGCACCAUGGCCUGGCCGGGCACCUGGCGGAGGCCCUGGCAGGACAGGGCCCUGUGGCCGGCUGGGAGCUGCUGGAAGAAAAGCAGCAGGUGGUGAGCCACUCGCUGGAGGCCAUCGAGCUGGGGCUGGGCGAGGCCCAGGUGCUGCUGGCUCUGUCGGCGCACGUGGGCGCGCUGGAGGCCGAGAAGCAGCGGCUGCGAGCGCAGGCCCGGCGGCUGGCGCAGGAGAACGCGUGGCUGCGGGAGGAGCUGGAGGAGACACAGCGGCGGCUGCGGGCCAGCGAGGAGGCGGUGGCCCAGCUGGAGGAGGAGAAGAGCCACCUCGAGUUCCUGGGGCAGCUGCGGCAGUACGACCCGCCCACGGAGAGCCAGCAGCCCGAGUCGCCCCCUCGCCGAGACAGCCUGGCCUCCCUGUUCCCCAGCGAGGAGGAGAGAAGAGGUCCCGAGGCGGCAGGAGCGGCAGCGGCUCAGCAGGGCGGCUACGAGAUCCCAGCCCGCCUUCGGACCCUGCACAACCUCGUGAUCCAGUACGCGGGGCAGGGCCGCUACGAGGUUGCUGUGCCUCUGUGCCGGCAGGCCUUAGAGGACCUGGAGCGGAGCUCAGGCCACUGCCACCCUGACGUGGCCACCAUGCUCAACAUCCUGGCGCUGGUGUACCGGGACCAAAACAAGUACAAAGAGGCCACGGACCUUCUCCACGAUGCCCUGCAGAUCCGGGAGCAGACGCUGGGCCCGGAGCACCCUGCGGUGGCUGCCACCCUCAACAACCUGGCGGUCCUCUACGGGAAGCGUGGACGCUACCGGGAGGCAGAGCCCUUGUGCCAGCGCGCCCUGGAGAUCCGUGAGAAGGUCCUGGGCGCUGACCACCCGGAUGUGGCCAAGCAGCUCAACAACCUGGCCCUGCUCUGCCAGAACCAGGGCAAGUUCGAGGACGUGGAGCGGCACUACGCCCGGGCCCUGAGCAUUUACGAGGCCCUGGGUGGGCCCCACGACCCCAACGUGGCCAAGACCAAGAACAACCUGGCCUCGGCCUACCUGAAGCAGAACAAGUACCAGCAGGCGGAGGAGCUGUACAAAGAAAUCCUCAGCAGGGAGGCCCUGCCCGCCCCUCUAGGUGAGCCCUGGCCCCUGCCCUCCCUCCUCGGUGGCUCCUCGGGGUCCCCACCUCACUGUCCCCCAUUUGUUCUCCUAGGAGCCCCCAACAGAGCUGGUGAUGCACAACAGCAGGUGACGAUGGGCUUUGCCUCAGCUCCUGGGGUGGGGAUGGGGACUGGACGGGCUCCUGAGGGACUGACCAGUGUCCCCGGCCCCCCUCCCCAGCCCCUUCGUCGUAGCAGCUCCUUCUCCAAGCUCCGUGAGUCUAUCCGGCGUGGAAGUGAAAAGCUGGUCUCCCGUCUCCGAGGCGAAGGAGUGGCGGGCGCAGCCGGAAUGAAGAGAGCCAUGUCACUCAACAUGCUGAACAUGGAUGGCCCAAGGGCUGCUGGGACUCAGUUUCCCAGCCAGCACCUGGGCGAGGCCCCGCGGACUCUCAGCACCAGCACCCAGGACCUGAGCCCCCACUAAAGCCGACUGGACCGGGCAGGCCACAGCUUCUCAGGAAGAGGAGGGGAGGGGCGGCCGGGG